This is a messenger RNA of Pecten maximus, 1442 nucleotides long. RefSeq names its product regucalcin-like. Gene Ontology annotation, molecular function: gluconolactonase activity; calcium ion binding. NCBI's taxonomy places the organism in Eukaryota, Metazoa, Mollusca, Bivalvia, Pectinida, Pectinidae. The record is from RefSeq and is a predicted model, not a curated record. Gene Ontology annotation, biological process: L-ascorbic acid biosynthetic process.
ACAGGUAACGAGCUACGAGUGAUUGAGAUUCCCAGUAAGCGGACUACAUCCUGUUGUUUUGGAGGAGAUAACUUUGACGACCUUUAUGUAACCUCAUGUGCCAAACAUGUAUCAGUGGAGGAACUCACGUUGAGCGAGGUUCUGAAAGAGGAACCACUUGCGGGAUCUGUGUUCAGAGUUACAGGACUUGGGGUCAGAGGUCAAGCAGCUAGCAAAUACACUGGAUGAGUGAUGCUGCUAGCUGGUUUAGAUAUGAAUUGAGGGACAGAUUACUGGUUCAAAGUUCAAAUUUAGGGAUAGUUGAUUGAGUCAAUGUUUAAAUUUAGGGAUCGAUGACUAGGUCAAUAUGCACUGGCCCUGGGAUUGGUGGUCAUUGUCCGGAAUCUUUAGGUAUUAUACUGUGUAACUUACAACAACCAGUAUUUCCUUAAAUUAGAAGCAUUAAUGACAUGUCAUGUCUCUCAUCUUCUGAACCCACUCAGUGUAAUGGUGCUAGGGAAAGUGUCGGUCUGAAGACUUGUACAAUGUAUUGUCAUUCUAUUGAUACUGGGUAAACACAAGUACACAUUCCUCUAAAUUACUUUUUUUACAAAUUUUAUCUAACUCUGACUCACUACCAAAUAUUGUUUACUUUUUUGUUUCAAUAAGAAACAAGAGACCUUGUUCUCAAGGUAAAAGUAUUUGAACACUCUGUGUUGUUUAGAGCAUGAAAAGAAAAAUGUCAGGUGUACUGACAGGAUGUAAUUCCUUCUAGAACUAAUUAAUGUUUAUGGCCAAAGAGAAAAGACAAAAUGGUCUUAUGAAUUACAACGGACAUUUUUUCUGAAUUGAUAAGUUAAGAAAUAAGCAAGUCUUAAACAUCAUGGGAUUUUCCUACAUAAGCUAUAGAAAAGUUUAGCACCUCUCCAGGGAGGAACAUGAAACCUAUAGCCCAUGAAAUUAACAAUUGGAUAAAUCACCUUAAGACAUUUCCAUCUAUAAAGAUCAUUUGAUUAAACCUUGAGAAGAUUUUUCAAGUUCCUAUCAAUUUGACCAAAAACAUGAGAUGUACAUCCACCAGGAAAUGAUCUGAUAUGUUAUUCAUCUGACGGUCGAUUUCAUACGCUAUACCUUUGUUUUCUCUUCUUUUUCUCUUCAUUUCCAUCCUUUGACCAGUCAUUUGAUUACUGUUACCUUGAACUUUGUUGGACAAGGUCAACUAUUUGCAUAACUAUUGCAGCCAGUAACUCAUGUGCUAAUUAUCAAGUGUUGUCAUUUGUCACAGAAAUGAAAGAAAAACAUUUGAAUUGAAAUUUAUGGAUAAUUUUAAAUUUUGGUGGGAAAACAUUCUUCAAAGUGCCAUAUCUGCAUCAGUUUUGAUGAUUUGACCUUGAAACCUUGCACACACCUUCAUAACAGCAGGUUCUUUAAAGUGUGACCAAAAUAAACCAUUGUGAAAGAAC